AUUGGAUUUCAUUAUCGACUGCUCCAGCCUUCCCUAGUCCUGUGCAAACUUCUAUAGGGUUACAAUCAAUAUCAUCAACAAUCAAUGGCUCAUCAUGGUGUUUCAGGUCUAGUUGGGAAACUUGUUACUCAGCUGGAGGUCAAUUGCGAUGCAGACAUAUUUUAUAAAAUCGUUAAGCACCAUGAAGAAGUUCCAAACGUAAUUCCUCAUUUUUUCACCGGCGUUCAAGUGACCAAAGGAGAUGGACUUGUUUCUGGUUGUAUCAAGGAAUGGAACUAUAUUCUUGAGGGUAAGGCGAUGACCGCUGUGGAGGAAACAACCCACGCCGAUGAAACAAGGACCCUAACACACCACAUAACUGAAGGAGACGCGAUGAAAGAUUACAAGAAGUUUGAUGUGAUCGUUGAAACUAAUCCAAAGCCUAAUGGACAUGGAAGCGUUGUGACAUAUUCUAUUGUGUAUGAGAAAAUCAAUGAGGAUUCUCCAGCUCCCUUUGAUUAUCUAAAAUUCUUCCAUCAGAACAUAGUAGACAUGAGUGCUCACAUCUGCGCUUCUGCAUAAUAUACCAAUGAACUUCAGUGUUGUUGCGUGGACGUAUUCACGUGAAAAUGAACGUCGGUGCUUGCUGUUCAAUUUGUGUGCGUUAUUCCUUCACUAUGAUGAUGUCUAUGGAUGUUUGGUUAAAUAAGACUUGUGUGUGGACUAUCGGAUCUAUUGCAUCUCUGCUGAUCUUUUUAAAUAAAACAUACAGUAUAAAAUAUUUAAUUA
This is a messenger RNA of Papaver somniferum (opium poppy), 768 nucleotides long. Its product is annotated as major latex protein 15-like. NCBI's taxonomy places the organism in Eukaryota, Viridiplantae, Streptophyta, Magnoliopsida, Ranunculales, Papaveraceae. Bases 85 to 561 code for a protein of 158 amino acids. The record is from RefSeq and is a predicted model, not a curated record. Gene Ontology annotation, biological process: defense response. The transcript has 2 exons.